Pocillopora damicornis (cauliflower coral) is the source of this 7199-nucleotide messenger RNA. RefSeq names its product C2 domain-containing protein 3. The record is from RefSeq and is a predicted model, not a curated record. Gene Ontology annotation, cellular component: microtubule organizing center. Lineage: Eukaryota; Metazoa; Cnidaria; Anthozoa; Scleractinia; Pocilloporidae. Gene Ontology annotation, biological process: cilium assembly.
AAAAUCGAACUUCAACUUGCUUUAGUACUAAGUUCCUCAGUUCCAUUUCUUGUUUACUUCACAGCAUGAUUACCUUCACAAACAGAUAGAUUAAAAGCUAUUUUAAGAACUUGAGAUGAUAAACUCCAAGAGAAAGGCUGGAAAGAAGACGAAGACGAGCUCCAACUCAACCAAGAAAGAGCAAGGCUCUGUUUCCAGUACCCCAACAAGCACAGUGUCUGAUCAUGACAGAAUACCAGUGGUGACCAGUCUCCCCCCUGCUGUAGAUGGUCACCUUAGGUGUUUUUUAAGAGUGUCUGUGCCAAGAAUUCACUGGAUUGUUCAAAAGUAUCCAACAGAUGUCCAAGUACGACUCAGAUGGUGGGGAGAAGAUGGUGAUGGUGUACUGUUAAGACCUUUAGAUGACAAGGCAGAUGAACAGACAAAAAAUUACACAAGGCUGACAUGUGUAAGAUAUGCAGUAUGCAGUGGUCCAAGACAAUUUAGUGCAUAUUUAAAUGAUAUGGGAGCCCUGAUAUUUGAGGUAGUUCAUGGUCCAUCACUUAUAGUACUUGGCCGAGUGAGACUGGUUGAUGUCUCAACACUGUCAGCAAGCACUCCCAUCCAGGGCUUUUUUAAUGUUAUGUCUACAACAUUACCUAGUGAAAAGCUGGCUAUUUUGUACAUUACUCUGAGAUUUGAGUCAACAUCAGCAGCUUACAGCCAGCUGUCAUCUUCUCUGGUACCUACUGUAGACAUGGAAAUAGAUGCACAAAGACAGGCUAUUGAUGAGAGUGAUGCCAAGCCAACUCCUCCCCCAUCCCUGUUAAAUCCAGUUGAACCAAUCCCUCAUCCAAGACAGUGGGCAGAGGACAUGGAUCUCUUCAUGCCACCUGCAGUGCCUGCCAAGGGUGUGAAAUUUGCUCUCACUUCACCAGAGAGACUUGAAUACACUGCAGAACAAUCACUAAUUUCAACAUCAAGAACAGGCAAGAAACAAUCAGAUGAUCUCGGAACUAAAGUGAGAUCUAAAGAGCUGACCAAAUCAAGCGAACCACUUCACAUUGCCCACAGAGGUCAAAAUGAAUCUUCUGAUCUGAUUGGUGUGUUACUUCAUCGAGGGGAGAAGCUAAGGGAGGCAAUGGUAAUGUCGGCAGAUGAGGCCAACAAUGAAGACGAAGCUGGAGGAGCAAGUGUUGUUUUUGACAGGAAUGCACCAUCUGGCAAACUCCUUAAGGAAAUUCUUACUUCUACUGAAAUCAAGCAUGGACUUGUCAAGUCUGGAGGAGAAGAGGAUUCUGUAAUUGAGUCAGUAUUUUUACAUAAUAACAAAGCUGUGGACUUGCUUCUUGGUGAAGAUGAAAAGCUUUAUCUGGAUGAAUCACUCAACUCCUCCCCUGACAGUAGCAUAGUUAGUGAGCCAGGGGAUCCCCUACAUGAUGACACACUGUUGAAAGAUCUUUUUUACACCAACCCAAUAGUACAGUCAGAUACAGAUUCAGAUAAUACAGUUGUCACUGAUGAAGACAACUAUGAUGAUGGUAGUGUUGAUGAUGACAAAAGUGUACAAAAUCCCUUGCAAGAAGAUCAAUUUGAAAAGGUAUUAAGUGAAGCAAUAAGCAAGAAGAGAUCUCCAAAGACAGCAUCUAGAGACAUCAGUACAAGGAUUGGGAAGGAAGUGAAUCAUGUACAAAACCCUGGAGGAAAUGAUGAGCUUCCUAGUUUAGGUUACCUUGAUAAAAAACAGAGCAGUGCUGAUGACGCAAGUGAAGAUUCUAGAGACAGUGUACUUUGUAUGUCAAGUGAUUCAUUUACAUCAGCACCAUUGCAUGGGAAGCCACCAAGGAUAGAUCCUGAUGCCUUCAUUGAAAACCUUGGUCCUGAGAAACUUACUGCUCUGGGCAGAGUUGAUGCAGCACGUGUCAUGGUGGAUAGUCUUCAGAUUGCAAAUGAAACCAUUAAACCUGGAACAUUCUUUGUUGAGUAUAAUUUCCCAACCUCAACCCCAACACGUGGUCAAGACCAAGAUAUCACCAUGGCAACAGAAUUAACCAGAAUUGCUUCCAAGAGAAUUCAAGACAGAGUGGUGCUAUUUGGCCAUCGUUCUGUAUUCCCCUUGCUGUUUAAUUCUGUUGUUAUAGAUUACUGGUGGAGACUUCCUCUGACAUUCCGACUUUACUUCAGAGAGUCUAGACAAAGAAAACCAGUUGUUAUUGGAGUGGCAACAUUCCCUUUGAAGACAGUUCUUCAGUCUAACACUCUCAGCUCCUCUGCUUUGCUGCAAAUCAAAUUUGGUCUUCACUCUAAAGAAAAAGAAUCCUCUUACUCAUGGUCCUCUUUACAAGACUUCAGUGAAUCAUGUGGUCCUUUGUUGGUGAAAGUAGAGUUAAUGGCUGAUGGAAAGAAAGUUCAUCUGAAGACCAACAUGAAAAGAAAGCCUCCACUUCCAACUACAACAACACUCACUACCACUGAGCAUAUGCAUACUGCAAGACCUGCUUAUACUGUUGUAAAGAAUGUUGGGAAGGUCUCAGAUGUGGAACCUCUCGAGAUGAAAGAAAUUCUGAAGACAUCAAGUAAGCGUUCUCUCAAAGAUGGUAAUCUUGAAGAUGGUAUUCAGUACGACAGAGAUCCUUUAACUUUAUACAGCCUGCUAUGGAUACCUGAAGGAAAACAACUCACCCAACAAGGUUACCGUGUAAACCAAGAUACUCUGACUGGUCUUGUUGUUAAGAACAACCUUUACCUUAUGUGUCGAACUUUCUGGUGUGAAGAGGUGUCGAAAUCAAGGGUAUGUUGGGGUGAAUCAAAUCCAUCAUUUGGCUUCAAACAGGUUGCACCAGUGCUGUUAACAUCAAGUCUAUUGCAGCGAGUGUGUAAUAACUUUAUGGUUAUUGAAGUUUGGAACAGAAUUGGGCCACAAGACCAAGGAGACAAGUUAUUAGGGCUUGUGAAGUUACCUAUACACCAACUGUACCUGUCAUACAGGGACCACAAGAUCACAAAAACACUUCUCAAGUCCAAGUAUCCUGUGAUAGCAGUGGAUGAGUGGUGUCCCGUAACAAACCCAUUUUCUCAUACACACCAUGGCCAGCUAAGGGUUGUCCUUGCAAUGGGCUCAGAGAAUCAGAUUGGAGCCAUUUUGUCAAUGAAGUGUGGUGGGGAAGUUCCAUUUGGAAUGGAGCCACGCUCAGAUCAUCAUUUAGAUCUUCAAAGGCUCAGAGAUGGACAAGAAAGUCACAGUGCUCAAAUGUCAAGCAAUCAAGAACUCAUUGAACACCAGUUUGAGAUUGUGGUUGAAGAUGUCAGAGGUCUGUCUGUGUUUGGGAGCACUGUCUGGGGUGAAACAGACUGUUUUGUUCAAUACCACUUUCCAUUCCAGAGCCAAGUGGAACAUGAAUCUUCACUAAAUAGUGGAAUCUUUGAUCUUCAGCCUCAUCGUACUCCCACCACUCUGUGUUUACCUGAUCCAGUAUUUCAUGAUGCAGCAAGACAUACUUUCAAGCUUCCUUGUGGUUUUCCUGUUCAGAAACACUUACUGGCAGCUUUCACUGGCUCAAAAGUUGCUGUUCCUUCUGUCUCAGGGUGUGGUGGGGUGCCCUUUGAGUUGUGGAGAAGAUACUACUACCCAAACAUUAGAGACCAAAUGGUGGCCAAGGCAAGCCUGCCUCUUGCCAAGCUGUGUGCAAUGGUAACCAUGCAGAAACAAGGUGACACUAAUAUCCAGACAUUCUCCCUGCCACUGGCAGUUCUUUCUGGAGAUGAGAUGGAUGGUAUGCGACAGACUAGAGUACAAGACACUGGUUUGCUUGAUGUUACCGUCAAGUACAAACAAGUGAAAGUGGGGCUUGUAACAGAAAUACAGAAAGAGGAUGAUAGUCAUGUGUGUUUAUCAUUAAAAGUGUUCCGUGCUUGUGGACUACAGGCAGCAGCAGUUCUUCAUGCCAAAUCCAACCCCAGCCUGUCAUACCCUGCAGAGGUUGGUGUGAAUGCUUACUUAGUAAUCCAGUUCCCACUUGGAAAGAAGCACAAAUAUGUAACAAGGACUGUGGCACGGACAUUCAGCCCUGAGUUUUCAUAUAAUGCAGACAUCCUGUUGCUAUUACUUACACCAUCUGGUGUAAAUGGCAGAGGAAAUUUGAGUUUAGCUGAACAACUUGAAGAUUCUGAAGUGAUGUUUGAAGUUUGGCAUCAAAUGUCACGAGAGAGGAGGAGUGACCAUCUGGGUGCAUCAGAAACAGAGAAAAACUUUGGAAGUCAGAGGGAUGUAUUACUUGGAGUGGCUAGAGUACCACUUGUAAAACUUCUUGCUUACAACACAGGUGUGAAAGGAUGGUUCCCGAUACACUUGCCAGGGGAACAGGACACACAUGAUGCCUCACCACAUAAUGAGAUCAACAAGGUUGUUGGAGGGUUGGAACUUGGUAUUUCUUUCUCCAAAACAGAGGAUAGGGACCACAUCAUUCAUAUAUCGAGAGGACUUGGCUGGUCUCCACCACCUGAGGUAGAUUGUAAUGAAGUCUGGUUGGACAGAGAAGAGCCUUCUGUGAAUGAGCACUGGAUGUUUUGUUUAAAAAUCAGCUCAGCAUGGAUUCCUUUAUCAGAAUUAAAACCCUUUAGUGCUUCAGAAAAGAAUACAGAUAAGCCUAAGAUGAAAGGUUAUGCCAGAUAUAAACUCCACAAUAAAGCUCCCAUAUUCUCUAGAAUGUCCUCUGUGAAAGAUUGUGGUGAUGGUAAAUUAAUAUGUGAGCUGAAACACUCUAAAGAAAUAUUACUACCAGCGUCACACUCUUUUAGUUGGCACAUGAGGGAAGAGUCUUUGGAGAUCCAGCUAUGGCUUAGCAUUGGGAGGCAAACUGCAGACACAAACUCUAAAAAGAGGGAUAGAUUGGUUGGAUCAGCUUAUGUAGACAUGUCAUCUUUACUUGCCACCAACCAAAGGAAACAUAGGCAAAUAGGUGGCUUGUACCCACUGUUCAGAUCUGGGGCAAGUAAUCUGUUUGGUGGAUGUAUCCAUGUUCAGUCAUUUGUUAAGGUUGGAGAUAUCAGUGAUCAUGAGCCUUUAAGCUCUGCUGAAUCCAUCGAUGCUAGUUCUCUUCAUGAGGAUCAAACUACAGAUAGCAGGACAAAAAUUCCCUAUCAGGACCAGGUGUCAUCAGUUGAACCAAUGGUGCAGCAACAAUCCAACAGACAGCUGACAGUCACUGAAACUAGUGAUGAGACAUUCAUGGCCCAUGUCAUAAUUGAACAAGCGCUACACCUCCCUACUGUUCCUGGAACCAGUGAUAACAGAGUAAUGCCCAAUGUGUACGUGUCUUAUCAGACGCUAUCAUCAAUAUCCCCAGCUUCCACACCAGUUGUUGUGUGUUCAUCCAGUCCAAGAUGGGAGUAUCAGAAACUGGAGAGAAUCACUUACUCUUCAAUUAAAUUACAGGAUUUUCAGUUCAAGGUGUGGCAUACCUCAGAAGCUCAGAAAGGUCUAGACAGUAAAGAAUCAGAGUCUUUUGAACCUAAGAUAGACAGUUCUGGUGAGGACCGUUUGAUUGGGUCUGUGUCAUGUGACUUAUCACCACUGUUAGCUGGUAUGCGACAGCUCAUUGGCUGGUACAAUGUUAAUGAUUUCAAUGGAGACUGUCAAGGACAGAUUAAGGUUGGCAUUUCUCCUGUGAAUCCUCUCUCUCCCCCAAGAAGUUUCACAAGUUCAAGAAAAACACACAGCCAACUACCAAAGCAAGAUGCAACCUUUAUCACACCUGUGCCAAAGAGUCACAGAGCAAAUGGUUUUAAUUAUCAAACUCAGGGAGGUAAUCCUCUGUCAAGUCAGUUGCAAGGAUGUUCUGAAAAUGAAGGCUUUAGGAUGACAACAGAUGGAGAAACAGAAGCAGUCUCAAGUUGUUCUUCAUCUCUACUCUUUUCUCAACUAAGGCAUAAUAUGAAGGAACUAGACAUUCUUCAGCAAAAUUUAACUGUCAAAUUAAGAUCAAAUCCUGUCAGUGAUGAUGACAGCCACAAUCGGGAAGAUUUGUGGGCCACUCUCCACCCACAGUGCCUUUUUUCUGGUGGAGAUGAAACAGUAAGUUUUCCUUUAGAAUCUUCAAGAACAUUGAGAACUGAAAACAUGACUGGCAGUGGUAAUGUCUUGGAAGGAAAGUUGGCUGAAGCUGUAUUUAAAGAGAAUUGUGAUGAACAUAUGGGGUUGAAUGGCAAACACACGACUCAAGUCAGAAUUGAAGGUUACAUACUGCCCUCUCCAAAACUGACCCCAGAAUUGAAACAAAGCAGUAGCUUUGUUGAUAAUGAAAAAACUGCUCUAAGAACUGUAGAUAAUGUGCUGGAUAGUGGGGCAACAAUACCUAACUAUUGUGAACUUCAAGAACCUUCUGCAAAAUGUAGAGAGGAAUGUCUAGAACAUACUUCAGUUUUGGACAGUUUACCUGAUGAGGAGAACCAGUUAUCUGUUGCCAUAGAUUGCUGGCCACCUUUGAAAAGGGAACCUUCCCUCACUGAUAUUUCAGGAGACUUUUCAGUUAGUGGGUAUGUUCAGGACAACACUAAUGACACAAGGUUUGCUGAUUUGAAAGACAGCUGGCUCAGCAGUGAAGAAGAAGAAAACUCAGGUUUGAGCCAGGCUGAAAAGCCUGGCAUGUUAAAUGUACCUUCUGGAUUAAAAAGUAACAGACAUACAGCUGGUGAACUGGAGAGAAUUACUGUUACAAACUUUCAAAAGACAGAAAAUAAAGUGAGUGACCGGAAUGAUGAUCAUUCCAGUAUUUUUGGUGAUAGGGAUGAACAAAACAUGGAUGUUGAUGUGAUGUCAAGUGAAGCUGAAAGAAAACAGUCAGUUGAUGACAGCAUUAAGAGUAAUGAUAGUGGUGAAGAUUUCACUAGAUUAACCAGUAUUGAAUCAGAUUGGUGCAAGCUCUGAGUGACUGUUGCACAUUGGGUUUCAUAGUGUCAGGCAGUUAAAUUCCUAAUAGAACGAUACUAUUUGUCCCAUUUGUUUGGAAUGGCAAUGUGACAUUGGUGCUCUUCCUUUGUUCUUUGUUACAAAGAAGACUGGUAGAUAGAUUCAUUUGUAUGAACCAAAAGCAGAACUUUACCCCAGCAGUCCACAGUAGAUUUAAGGUCUAGAGAGACAAGAACCUGGUCCAAUGGAAUUCAUUUAUUUGUAAAUAUUUACUAGUGAUGGUUGAAUAAAUAUACCAUACAAACCUAGAAUA